GCUCCGCCACCUCACCUCAGUCACCCGAGUUUCCGGACGGUCACGUGACGGGUGGGCCUUUCCGAGACCGAGCAAAGAGCCCCUGGCUCUCGGCUUGGUUUCCGUGGUGCAUUCUGGGAGUUGUAGUCCCGCCCUCAUCUGUCUCACCUGCACCUCAAGGACACGUACCUUUUUUUCUUUUAAAAAAGGUUUUCAGUGAACAGCCCUAAGAACCAUGCAGUUUUCCAGUUUCAUCAGGGCUCCAGAAGAGACCUUUGACUAUUUGUUCAAGAUCAUCCUCAUUGGGGACUCGAAUGUGGGAAAGACAUGUGUGGUGCAACACUUUAAAUCUGGAUUCUAUACAGACACACAGCAAAACACAAUUGGAGUAGACUUCACUGUGCGCUCUCUUGAGGUGGAUGGGAAAAAAGUGAAGAUGCAGGUAUGGGACACUGCUGGCCAGGAGCGAUUCCGGACAAUCACCCAGAGCUACUACAGAAGUGCGAAUGCUGCUAUCAUUGCCUAUGACCUGACAAGGCGAUCCACAUUUGAAUCUGUUCCUCACUGGAUCCAUGAAAUAGAAAAAUACGGGGCAGCAAAUCUGGUCAUAAUGCUUAUUGGGAACAAGGCUGACCUAUGGGAUAAACGUCAUGUUCUUUUCGAAGAUGCUUGCACUCUGGCAGAGAAACAUGGCCUUCUUGCAGUUUUGGAGACUUCUGCUAAAGAGUCCAAGAAUAUUGAUGAAGUGUUCAUGCUAAUGGCAAGGGAGCUGAUUGCCCGGAAUGACCUGACCUUUUAUGGGGAGAGUCCACAGAACAACCUCCUCUUGGAUUCUAGUCCAAUUCUUAUUGCUCCAAGUCCAAGUUCAAAGAACCACUGCAAUUGUUAAAAGGAGGAAGAACAGGGGCAGCUAGGUGGCACAGUGGAUAGAGUACCGGCCCUGGAUUCAGGAGGACCUGAGUUCAAAUUCGGCCUCAGAUACUUGACAUUUACUAGCUGUGUGACCCUGGGCAAGUCACUUAACCCCAAUUGCCUCACUGAAAAAAAAAAAAGGAGGAAGAACAAAGUGGGAGGUAGAGUGUGCUGUUGGAGGGGCAAUCUCGGGAACCCAAAUGAGUCAGAAAUCUGGUUAACCAAUUAUUAGAUUUUAGACCUUGGAGUGGAUAUUCUUUUCUUCUCUUUAUGUUGCCCAGGCUUCCUUCCACAAGCAUUGUUGCUACUUUUGUCCUCAACAAAGAGAAACCUCUUGAACUGAAGGAAGUUCCAUUUAACUCAAGUAUUUUAUUACAUGUGUACUAUGUGGCAGGCAUGGUGCUAAGUGCUGGGAAUACUAAGACAAAAAUGAAAUAGGUUCUGCCUUCAAGAAGUUUACAUUCUAUUAAGAAAGGAUUCCUUUAAAGGCAAUAUAUAAGAGAAACCUUAAAGGAAAUUAGGGAUUCUAAGGGGCAAAGAUAAGAAGGGAGUGUUUCCAAGAAACAAGCCACCCUUUUUCGUUAGUCUUACUAUUAAAAUGAGGUUCAGUGUUGGGGGCAGGAAGGAUGGAUAAUGGUUCCCCCUUCAUUAGCCCUGGCCAAACCCUGAAUCUGGCUUUUGGCUGAAGAAAAGGAAGAGCCUACAGGUUGGGAGAAAAGUAGAGCAGAAUAUUAAGAAAAAGGAAAGGAUGGGAAGCACACUCUAAAGUGGCUUGUAUCUACUCACAAAUUGGGUUUUGUUUUGUUUUCUUUUUUAUUUUGUAGAGGAGUGUGGGGGAUUUAUGUAUAGUAUAAUUAAAGACAUCAAAGAAUAGCAGAACCUUGCAUCUAUAACUUUCCUUUCUGCCUUUGAGUUUUUGAGGGUUGGCAUAUUCCCCGCAGUAGGAU
Dromiciops gliroides (monito del monte) is the source of this 1838-nucleotide messenger RNA. RefSeq names its product RAB19, member RAS oncogene family (gene RAB19). Gene Ontology annotation, molecular function: GTPase activity; GTP binding. Gene Ontology annotation, cellular component: trans-Golgi network. NCBI's taxonomy places the organism in Eukaryota, Metazoa, Chordata, Mammalia, Microbiotheria, Microbiotheriidae. The coding region runs from base 215 to 868 and encodes 217 amino acids. The record is from RefSeq and is a predicted model, not a curated record. The transcript is spliced from 4 exons.